Messenger RNA from Rhagoletis pomonella (apple maggot), 1159 nucleotides. RefSeq lists its product as uncharacterized. The coding region runs from base 251 to 1075 and encodes 274 amino acids. The record is from RefSeq and is a predicted model, not a curated record. Gene Ontology annotation, cellular component: nucleus. The transcript has 3 exons. NCBI's taxonomy places the organism in Eukaryota, Metazoa, Arthropoda, Insecta, Diptera, Tephritidae.
UAUUACGGUUGGCGUUGUCGUCACUAAACGACGACGACUUGUUAAAAUCGGUAUUGGCGUAGUUGAUAUCGAUACCUCUUGACAACUAUUGUCACAUCUUUGGUACUGGCUAAGCAAAGUUGCUGUCGACGUUGAACUCACACGACGCCAUUUCUGUCGACACCGUGUUUACUGACGACUGGAAGAAAAUUUGUAAGUAUAAGUGUUUUUUUUUUUUAAGAAAAAAGGCCGUUAGUACCAGAUUUUAGACAUGAAAAUUACAAGCGCAGAACAAUUUGAAACUCUUAUAGCUGAGUUAGAAAAAAGCCCUUGCCUAGCAAAGGGUUUUCAAAAGGGAACAGCUCCAGCUAAUUUUAAACAGCAAUGGGAGACAAUCAGCAGUAAAUUGAAUGCCCUUGGGCCCCCUUUAAGAGACAGCGAUGGUUGGCAGAAGGUGUGGCGAGAUUACAAAUUUAAAGUUAAGAAGAAACUUAUAAAAAACAAGGCUGAGUGUAAUGCAACAGGUGGCGGAAGGUAUAAACAAUUAACCCUCUGCCCAUUGGAAGAGGCUGUAGCCAACUUGCUGCAGUUUAACAAGCAGCUAAGUCCAGAAGGUGUUUUGCAAGGUGUUCAGUUACCACCAGCGGAAACACAACACCAAACAUCAAGUGCGGUUGAAUUUGCUCCACUGGAUGGCGCUCAAAUUAUUGAAUGCAUUCAGUUGUGCCCACCAGAUUUGCCAUGCGAAGAGGAAGAACCCGCAACUUCAGCGAGCGCCAGGAGCAGAAAUCAACCAUCCACUCCAGCCAGAACACGAAAACCAAAAACGAGCGAGAGGAACGACCUUUUGGAAAGGCACAAUAGUAUGCAGGAAAGAAUUUUAACUGACGCUACAAAUAAAAUGGGAUCAAUGAAGCAUUCCUUACGCGAUACGGCCGGUUAUCAGAAGAAACUUCUCGCAAUAGAGGAAAAGAAGCUAAAGCUUUUGGAAAAAAGGGAUCGCAGAGAGGUAGAAUUGCACAAAGCUGCAAUGCAGUUAAAAGAAAUAAAAUUAGAAAUUGCCAAAGAAAAGCUUAGGAAUUUAAAAAAAAGUUGACUGAUUUUCAUGUAGAUAUGUACCUAUUUAUUUUUUAUUUUUAAGUACCCGUGAAUUGUUUUUGUUUAGUACGUUAAAUAUUAG